Raphanus sativus (radish) is the source of this 368-nucleotide messenger RNA. RefSeq names its product solanesyl diphosphate synthase 3, chloroplastic/mitochondrial-like. Gene Ontology annotation, molecular function: prenyltransferase activity. The record is from RefSeq and is a predicted model, not a curated record. Lineage: Eukaryota; Viridiplantae; Streptophyta; Magnoliopsida; Brassicales; Brassicaceae. Bases 47 to 343 code for a protein of 98 amino acids. The transcript is spliced from 2 exons. Gene Ontology annotation, cellular component: transferase complex. Gene Ontology annotation, biological process: ubiquinone biosynthetic process; isoprenoid biosynthetic process.
UGGGUAACAAGGUACUCUCUUGACAGUAGCUUACAUCUUCUGACACAUGAUUAAUCCUCUUCGCCAUGGGAUCGUAACAGCUCCAAUCCUCUUCGCCAUGGAGGAGUUUCCUCAGCUACGCAAUGUUGUUGAUCAGCUCGAUAAAGAUCCAACAAAUGUUGACACUGUUCUAGAGUAUCUUGGGAAGAAAGGAAUACAAAGGACAAGAGAGUUAGCUAUGGAACAUGCGAGUCUAGCAGCAGCGGCAAUUGGGUCUCUACCUGAAACAGAAGAUGAAGAUGUCAAAAGAUCUAGGCGGGCACUUAUUGACCUGACACAUAGAGUCAUCACCAGAAACAAGUGAGGAUAAACAAGAAAAGUCUCUCUAU